AUGGGUUCUUGUUUGGGUAAAAAAUCAUCAACGACUAUCCUGGAAGCAGUACAUCCAACUGCAAUAAUUCCUAUUGUUGAUUCCACUACCUCUAUAUCUACUCCUACUGCAAUCAUUAUUGAUCCGUCAACCGGAAAUCAUACUAAAACAAGUUGUGCAACAAAACUAUCCAACAGUCCACCAUUAUUUGUGGCUUUAUUCGAUUAUGACGCACGGACAGACGAGGAUCUAAGUUUCAAGAAGGAUGAGCUAUUGUACAUAUUGAACGAUAUGCAGGGUGACUGGUGGUAUGCCAAGAGUAAAACGACCAAUUUAUCCGGUUAUAUUCCAUCCAACUAUGUCGCCCGAGAGAAAAGUCUGGAUGCACAAGCAUGGUAUUUUGGGCCAAUUCGACGAGUUGAUGCUGAGAAAUUAUUGCUACUGAAUAAUAAUGAACAUGGUGCAUUUCUUGUGCGCGAUUCUGAAAGUAGACAGAAUGACUUCUCAUUAUCAGUGCGUGAUGGUGAUGCAGUGAAGCAUUAUCGAGUUAGGCAAUUGGAUCAAGGUGGUUUUUAUAUAGCUCGAAGGCGAUCUUUUUGCACUCUUGUCGAACUAAUUGCGCAUUAUCAACGAGAGCAAGACGGGUUAUGUGUACUACUCAAACAUCCGUGUAAACGACUUGAUACCCCACAAACGUGUACGUUUACGUACGAUGAUCAGUGGGAAAUUGAUCGACGAUCAAUUAGAUUAGUUCGACAAAUUGGUGCUGGACAGUUUGGUGAGGUAUGGGAAGGUCGAUGGAAUCAUUCAACGCCAGUCGCUGUAAAAAUGCUCAAAAGUGGCACAACUGAUCCUAAUGACUUUUUAUCAGAGGCACAAAUUAUGAAAAAGUUAAGGCAUCCGAAAUUAUUGCAAUUGUAUGCAGUAUGCACCAAGGACGAGCCAAUCUUGAUUAUCACUGAAUUAAUGGAUCAAAAUUUAUUGCAUUUCCUUCAGGGUCGAGGACGGAAUUGUGCAGUGGGUCAAUUAGUGGAUAUUGCUGCACAGAUUGCAUCAGGAAUGAGUUAUUUAGAAGAGAAAAAUUUCAUUCAUCGUGAUUUAGCUGCUCGUAAUAUUCUCAUGUCACAUACAUUAUGUGUUAAAAUUGCCGAUUUUGGAUUGGCUCGAUUAAUUCGAGAAAAUGAGUAUGAAGCACGUGUUGGUGCACGAUUUCCUAUUAAAUGGACAGCACCAGAAGCAGCUAGUUAUAAUCGAUUUACAGUUAAAUCAGAUGUUUGGAGUUUUGGAAUAUUACUUACCGAACUUGUUACUUAUGGUCGAUUGCCUUAUCCGGGCAUGACGAAUGCAGAGGUAUUGCAACAGGUAGAUAAUGGUUACCGGAUGGCCUGUCCGGUAGGUUGUCCGGUAGCUCUCUAUGAUAUAAUGUUGCAAUGCUGGCACAAAGAACCAGAAAAAAGGCCUACAUUUGAGACACUGCAAUGGAAAUUGGAAGAUUUAUUCACCACUGACCCAACAGAAUACAAAGAAGCUGCAAUGGCCUAUUGA
Brugia malayi is the source of this 1524-nucleotide messenger RNA. It is a transcript of the gene Bma-src-2, whose product is annotated as protein-tyrosine kinase, putative. Gene Ontology annotation, biological process: innate immune response; protein phosphorylation; positive regulation of kinase activity. The record is from RefSeq and is a predicted model, not a curated record. The transcript is spliced from 7 exons. Gene Ontology annotation, cellular component: extrinsic component of cytoplasmic side of plasma membrane; signaling receptor complex. Gene Ontology annotation, molecular function: transmembrane receptor protein tyrosine kinase activity; signaling receptor binding; non-membrane spanning protein tyrosine kinase activity. Bases 1 to 1524 code for a protein of 507 amino acids. NCBI's taxonomy places the organism in Eukaryota, Metazoa, Nematoda, Chromadorea, Rhabditida, Onchocercidae.